Yarrowia lipolytica CLIB122 is the source of this 1212-nucleotide messenger RNA. RefSeq lists its product as uncharacterized. Gene Ontology annotation, molecular function: oxidoreductase activity. Gene Ontology annotation, biological process: deoxyribonucleotide biosynthetic process. The record is from RefSeq and is a predicted model, not a curated record. Lineage: Eukaryota; Fungi; Ascomycota; Dipodascomycetes; Dipodascales.
AUGGCCACUCAGACACCCUCCAAGAAGGUCGCCGAGGACCUCAACGACCUCGUGCUCAAGACCCCCAACAAGAAGCUGUUCAAGGACUCUGUUGCCGACUCCAAGGAGGACGAUCUCGAGUCCUCCCCUGCCGUCCAGGUCGAGGAGAAGAAGGAGUUUGUCAAGGCCAACAUCAUCGAGGGCGACCACAAGAGCGUUCGACGACGACUGCGAGAGUCUGAGAAGGACGAGCCUCUGCUCAAGGAGAACCAUCGACGGUUUGUGCUCUUCCCCAUCCAGUACCACGAAAUCUGGCAGAUGUACAAGAAGGCCGAGGCCUCUUUCUGGACAGCUGAGGAGAUUGAUCUUGGAAAGGACAUGGGUGACUGGGAGAACAGACUCAACAACGAUGAGCGGUUCUUCAUCUCCCACGUUCUCGCAUUCUUUGCUGCCUCCGACGGUAUCGUUAACGAGAACCUGGUUGAGCGAUUCUCCGGCGAGGUGCAGGCCCCCGAGGCCAAGUGCUUCUACGGCUUCCAGAUCAUGAUGGAGAACAUCCACUCCGAGACCUACUCGCUGCUGAUCGACACAUACAUCAAGGACCCCAAAGAGCGAACCUACCUGUUCAACGCCAUCGAGACCAUCCCCUGCAUCAAGAAAAAGGCCGACUGGGCCCUCAAGUGGAUCUCCGACGAAGAGUCCACCUUUGGAGAGCGACUCAUUGCCUUUGCCGCCGUCGAGGGCAUCUUCUUCUCCGGCUCUUUCGCCUCCAUCUUCUGGCUCAAGAAGCGAGGUCUCAUGCCUGGCCUCACCUUCUCCAACGAGCUCAUCUCCCGAGACGAGGGUCUGCACACUGACUUUGCCUGCCUGCUUUUCUCGCACCUUGAGAACCGACCCUCAAAGAAGAUUGUUGAGGACGUCAUUGUCGAGGCUGUUGGCAUCGAGCAGGAGUUCCUUACUGACGCUCUGCCCUGUGGUCUGCUUGGUAUGAACGCCAAGCUGAUGUGCCAGUACAUCGAGUUUGUCGCUGACCGUCUGCUAGUUGCUCUCGGUAACUCCAAGGUGUAUAACUCCACCAACCCCUUCGACUUCAUGGAGAACAUCUCUCUGGCCGGCAAGACCAACUUUUUCGAGAAGCGAGUGUCCGACUACCAGAAGGCCGGUGUCAUGGCCAACUCCAACCAAGAGGAGAAGUCCAACUCCAACGGCUUCAGUCUCGACGAGGACUUCUAA